CCUGACCUCGUAUUUCACAAGAUUUCGUAGCUUAUUAUUAAAAACAUACAUUUCACAAAACGUAAUAACAUUUUUUUAUAAAACGUUUUAAUUUUUAGUUAUACACCGAGUAGGUAUAGUUUGUAGUAAUAGAGUAAGAGCAUAAAAUUAUUAGUGAAAGAAAUAAAAUGGAUUCACAAAAAACACAACAAAACGCAUGGGGCAUAACUUCAACCAAACCAACAGAAACAAUGAGCUUCGCUGAAAUAAUGUCUGAAGAAUAUGCACAUCGUGUACACAAUCAAGAACAAAAACGUUUUGAAGAACGUUUAUUACAACAGUCGAAGCAAGAAUCCUCUGAUGCAGAUAUAGCUUCGUCGAUAAAUACUCAAUCUCAACUUUACUCUACAAUUGCAAAUGGGCCCCCAACAAUAAACCAAGAAAAACUAUCCCAAGAUGGUGAGUGGGAAGAUUAUUCUGCAUUAUUGGCUGCUUCACAAGAAGACACCAUAGGAUGUGAUUCUGACGCCGUUAUAGCUCAAAUGCUCCAAUCGCAAUUCGAUCAUGAAUAUAAUGAAGAAUUGCGACGUAUUGAGAAUAAGCGGAACAAGGAUAGUAAAGUGACGGUAACAUUGGAUAAGUUUCGUCGAAAUGGGGAUUUAGAAUUCUUAAAUGAUUCCGAUGACUCUUUGGAACUUGACGAUGAAGCAAGUGGACAUAAGCGGGAUUGGGAUCGUUUUGAAACGAACGAGAAAAUAUUAGACGCAAUACCAAAAUGUGGAUUUAAAGUGGACAAAGAGGGCGAAAUGAUAACCAAACAUGAUCCUCAAUUGUGUGGAGUUCGUAAUGCUUGUAGAGUUAUGUCAUUUCCUCCUGAGUUUCCAACGGGGGAUGGCGCAGGAUUUGACAUGAAACUUUCCAAUCAAGUUUUUAACCAACUGAAGACAUAUUCCCGACGAGGUAAUAAGAAAAAUAAAAUGCACGAUCGCAAAGCUAACGUGGCCACAGCAGAAAUGGGUGUCGACGCACCUACUCGCCUGUUACUCUACAAAUUAAUAAAUAAUCAAAUAUUGGAGCAAAUAAACGGUAUUAUAUCAACAGGCAAAGAAGCAGUGAUAUUACAUGCAAAUUCUGAUCCCACCUAUGCAGAUAAUGCAAGCGGCAGUGGUGGAACAAUAUGCUCCCCACAUUUGUUACCAAAAGAGUGUGCUAUAAAAAUUUUUAAAACCACAUUAAAUGAAUUUAAGCAACGAGAUAGAUAUAUAAAGGAUGAUUACCGUUUUAAGGAUCGUUUUAGCAAACAAAAUAAUCGAGUUAUUAUAAAUAUGUGGGCAGAAAAGGAAAUGCAUAAUAUAAUGCGAAUGCAAAGUGUCGGUAUUAAUUGCCCAGACGUGGUCAUUUUGAAGAAACAUGUUUUAGUAAUGUCUUUCAUUGGCGACAAUCAUAAUGCCGCCCCAAAACUUAAGGAUGCACGCUUAAGUCAAUCUGAACUAUCUAUUGCCUACGAAGAAAUCGUUGCAACUAUGUACAAGUUAUAUAACGAAGCAAAGUUAAUACAUGCCGAUCUGAGCGAAUACAAUAUUCUUUGGUACGAUGACAAAUGUUGGAUUAUAGACGUAGCACAGUCAGUUGAACCGGAACACCCAAGUGCUUUAGAAUUUCUAAUGCGCGAUUGUGGUAAUAUAAUAAAUUUCUUCGAAAAACGCGGCUUGCCAAAUAUUUAUACGAAGGAACAACUUUUUGAAUAUAUUACAUCGCUAAAUGCCGAGACACAUAAUGCUGCCAUGUUAGAACGUAUUCAUACACGUGGUGCCUCGAUAGCUCAGGCCACAGCUCCUUCCCAAGAACUCUGUCCAGAUGAACUGAAACCUCUUGCUUAUCCAUUCGACUUAGCUUGGGAAAAAUCGCAACGCGAGCGGCAACAACAAACAUCAAAAGAAUGUGAAAGUGAAUCGUGUAAUUCAAAUGUCGAUAAAGCUGCUUGUGCGUUUGAAGUUUUAAAGAUAAACACUAUUAGUGUAGAACAAGCCAAUAAGUUUUGCGGAUCAGAUAAAAAGAUCAAACUGUGGAAUCCUAAAACAGGGUUACUACUUAAAACAUAUGGUGGUCACGCAGAUGAGGUUACAGAUGCCUCAGGCAGUUGCGACAGUUGUUAUAUCGUUUCAUCAAGUCUUGACAAAAGUAUAAUCUAUUGGGAUGUAUCCACCGGUGUACCAGUACGUCGGUUGCGAGGUCACGCUGGCGGAGUAAGAUGUGUCUGUUUUAAUGAGGACUCUUCCAUUGCAAUAUCCGGUGGACGUGAUAAUGCGGUUUUCUGUUGGGACAUACGAACACGACGAUUAGAACCCGUUCAAGUUAUGAAAGAUGCACGAGAUUGUAUUACAACAGUUCAAACUAAUGAACACAAAAUAAUAACAUCAUCUUUGGAUGGAUGUAUCCGUCAAUAUGACAUACGUGUAGGUGAAUUAGUGUGUGAUAAAAUCGGGGAGCCCAUAACAUUCUUAAAACUGACCCGUGACGAACAAUGUAUCGUAGCGGCAUGUCAAGAUAGCACAGUUCGUCUUAUCGACUGCGAUACUGGUAGUCUUUUGUCCGAAUAUAAAGGUCACAAGGCAGAAGAUUUUCAUAUAGAAUGUGGUAUUAUGGCUAAUGAUGCUCACAUUGUCUCAGGCACUAGCGAAGGAUGUGCAGUAGUUUGGGAUCUGCUUGAUGGAAAAAUCUUACAACGCAUUCAAUUGAAUAAUAGUGCAAAUACAAUGUCCACUGUGACUCGUAGUGCAAGUGCGAGCCCAUCUGUUGGUCAUUCUAAUAAUCAACAAAAUCAGCAUAACCCAACGGAGAGACAAAAUUUUCCCCAUUCAGUAGUUGAUCCUAAUAAUUUUCCCCUUAAAUCUAUAACCGAUGUUGUGAAUUUUUUUCGGAGAUCACUUGAAGCGGGUGCCUCGGCAAAUGGAAGUGAACCCGAUUUAACAUUGCUCUCAAUUGUUGCCGGUUAUAUCGAGCUUUCAUUAACUACAGGCGACGCUGCAUUAGCUGCGGAACAUGCAUUAUCAAAUGCCGCUUCGAAUACCACUAUAUCUUCACCUCCACUUCUUGCAGCUGUUGUUGGCAGUCCUUUAUCGUCAGCACAAAACUGUGGCAUUAUCAAAAGCAACAGUGUGCCUUUUCCUGUUGUAACAUACGAGCUUGUCUCGAGUUUAUACAAGAAAUUUCAAAGCAUACUCUCUGUUGUUGAAAAACCUAAAUCAGCUCAAAAUCGUCAAGCAACACGUGAAAUCAUCAAAAAAGUGUCUGAUGUAAUAUGGCACUCGCUAAUAAGAAGCAGUUAUAAAGAUCGAGCUCAUUUACAAAACUUAUAUAGUUAUUUAUCGGGCAAUAAGUUGGACUGCUUUGGUGUAGCGCUAGCUGUCGUUGCCGGUUGUCAAUUGUUAGGGUAUCGUGACGUACAUCUGGCUAUAUCUGAAGAUCAUGCUUGGGUUGUAUUUGGCUCUAAGCAAAUUGAAUGUAUCGAAGUGACGUGGCAUGGCAAAGGAAGUGAAGAUAAACGGGGACAGGACAUAACAGCUGGCAUAGAAUCUGGAUCGUGGUUAUAUCUCAGUGGAUUGGCAGUUGUAUGUGAUAGAGCUAUGGAAGUGGCUGCUGUUGUAUCAGCUAUUAAUAUAUCAAUGACAACUAAUAGCGAUUGUGUUGAAGUGGCAGAUAUGCAACAAAAACUACUUUGGCUUUUGUAUGAUAUGGGUCAUUUAACAAAGUAUCCUAUGGCAUUAGGAACACUUGGUGAGUUAGAAGAAAUCUCUCCCUCGCCUAAACGCAUAUCUUGUGAACAACUUUAUAAGGAGGCAAUACAGUCAGCUCGCAAAUUCUACCACAAUCAUCACGUUUACCCUUACACUUAUCAGGGAAAUUUUUACAACCGACUUUUGAAAUAUCGUGAUGCGUUUGCUUCGUGGGCCAAUGCGGCGGAUGUCAUACGCCUAUAUACAUACAGUUGUCGCGAUGACGAGGAAAUAUAUAAAGAACUUCUGGAUAUUGCAAAUGAGAUGAUACCACAUGUUAUGAAGACAGAAAGUUCGGGUCAUUCUGCAAGAAGCAUUCUACGCGAUUCUGAAGUAUUUGCAAAUUUAUUGCGAUUCUAUGAUGGUAUUUGUCAGUGGGAGGAAGAUAGUUUAACACCAAUACUACAUAUUGGCUGGGCUAAACCACUAGUAAACAAUAUAACAAAAUUCGAUUAUGACAUAAGAUCACAAGUAGUAAUUAAAGUCCCGGAAGAUGAAGAAAUUGCAUCUACAAAGAAAUCAACUGAAGCAACAACUUCCUCAUUAAAGGAAGAUACUACACCUAACGAGGUGCCGAAAGUGGAAAAGAAACAUGUAAUUGUGGAUGCAAAGAAAGACGAAACAAAUAACUGUAAUAUUAAUAAUAACAAUUUCAAAAAGGAAGAGAAGUCUUCGGGGGAUGUGAAAAAAACCGACAUUACCGCCACAUUAGCAGAUCUAACUGCCGCGUGUGGUGAGAAAAUUUUAAAUCCAGAUUUUUUAUUACAGGGAGGCGGCGAGCCUUUUGCUGAACAAAAGAAACACUUGGAACAGCGACAGAAUGUCUGUAAAAAUGAUUCAACAAAUGGCUUAAAAAAUGUUCCGAAUAAAGAUACUGUUGUCACAAAUGUCGUCCAAAUGGAUAUAUCAAAUACCAAUACUAAGUUGUUGCAAGAAAAUGAAAAAGAAUCAUGCACAGAGAUAAAAACACACUCACCUACUGAUGAGGAUCCCUUCGAGUUUAUGAUGAAACGUCCGGUAAUUACACUUUAUAGUCAGAAAAUGAAGGGUCUGAAAGAUCUGUUGUUGGCCGAAAAAUUAAACACUCAUGCAAUUUCGCUGCAAGUUACCGCCCAAUCUGUGGCGAGCAAAAAGAUACGAGGAAUAGAUAAGCUCGGUAAUCACACGACAACUUCAACGUAUGCCACAGCUCAUGUACCAGGCAAUAAUUUGCAAUCACUUCAUACAAAUUAUAAUGCAGUUUUAAGCGAUAGCAAUACCAAUUCAAAUGAUAACGGUAGCACUGCUACUACAAUUGCUGCUUCACGCCCUAAGCGCUCGCGACGCGAAUAAAUAUUUUGGCAGAGGUAAGCACACUAAAAAAUGCUAUAAAGAAGCUUCUUCUUCUAUAUAUGUAUGUGUAUAUAGAUACUGGCUAUGAUAGGGUUUUAUAAAUAUUAUACCUAUUUUUGUACUUUUAAUUUUCAUAACAUUUCCACAUGGAGCGAGUCGUGCUGUCGCAAAAACUUUUCCAAAUUCUAUAUAAUACAUAAUGAUAUGAAAAUCAUAGAGCAUUUAUUUGUUGAAAUCUUUCGUUGAUUAUAUGUUGUUGAAUAUUUGUCAUCAAGUUUGAAAUUGCUCCGGUUUGAGUUUCGAUUUUAUUACAGCUUUGAUAAAGCUCCCAAUUCAAUUAAAUAGAUAGAUCUUCGGUGCAUUUGAACUUCUUUGUAAAAUGUUUUUUUUUUUUGAACUUUUUAACACUCUUCAUUUGAGAUUCUCAAUCCCGGAUUUCGGAAAGGCGGGUUUUGGAGUAAUACUCUUUUUUUUCUGAUAUACAUAUAGCAAUAUUUUCAUCUAUAGAUAUGAAUAAUAUACAGGAAAAUAGUUUGAACAUAGUUGCCACUAACAACAGCAACACCAGAACAAACGUUUUCGACUUAAAAAAGAAUAAAAAAGUAUUUUCGGAAUACGAAAUACAAAAUAGGGGUAUUCUCUUGCUCUUGCAAAACCCGGUGCACGGUGCAAGCAUUGCAAAUUUACAACGGCACAACAACAAACACACGCAGAAAAAUAUUUGCAAGGGCUGUGAAAUAUGUCAGACCAAAACCCGUGUAUAUUAGCGUGCAAUGUCACGCAAAAAUAAAAUUGCAACCCUGUUGUAGUUGCCAUUUUACAUAAAGACAUAUAACGUCGUUAAAUUGUUGAGAAAGGUAAAUUUCAAUUAUAUUUUAUAAUUUCUAUAUAAAUUAUAAAGUUUUGUUACAGUUUUUUUUUGUUAAAAAUGUAUGCAGAAGAUGUGCCAAUUCACAAUAGCCAUGCACAAUAGUCAUUUACAAUAAAUUGACUGAAUCAGUCGCUCAUAUAUCACUAGAUUCUGCAAUGGGUGCUCUCGUGCCCUUGUAUAUUUCGGUGUAGUAUUUUUGCAAUCUGCAAUCUUGCAAGAGCAAGAGAAUACCCCUAUUAGGGGUAUUCUCUUGCUCUUGCAAAACCCGGUGCACGGUGCAAGCAUUGCAAAUUUACAACGGCACAACAACAAACACACGCAGAAAAAUAUUUGCAAGGGCUGUGAAAUAUGUCAGACCAAAACCCGUGUAUAUUAGCGUGCAAUGUCAUGCAAAAAUAAAAUUGCAACCCUGUUGUAGUUGCCAUUUUACAUAAAGACAUAUAACGUCGUUAAAUUGUUGAGAAAGGUAAAUUUCAAUUAUAUUUUAUAAUUUCUAUAUAAAUUAUAAAGUUUUGUUACAGUUUUUUUUUGUUAAAAAUGUAUGCAGAAGAUGUGCCAAUUCACAAUAGCCAUGCACAAUAGUCAUUUACAAUAAAUUGACUGAAUCAGUCGCUCAUAUAUCACUAGAUUCUGCAAUGGGUGCUCUCGUGCCCUUGUAUAUUUCGGUGUAGUAUUUUUGCAAUCUGCAAUCUUGCAAGAGCAAGAGAAUACCCCUAAUUAUUAAUUUUACUGAAGCUGAAAUCCUUUAGGAAUUUUUUAAAAACCCUCGUGUAUCAAACCCGAAAACCUUUCGCGUUUGAUAAUAUAAAAUCAAUAUCGAAAUUUUAAAUUAUACAAUUUAAUUAUAGUUUUCGUAAAUUUUUUUUUUUAUAGAAAAGUUUUUGCAAGUAUGUACGUCCUUUUCAUUUAUGUCUUCUUUUCAAUCUGAAAAAAUAUCAGUUUAAAUAAAGAUUCAAUACAAGCCAUCUUCGAUUGGCCAAAACUUGGAGGGUAACAAAUCGAACACACUACUAGCAUAAAUCAAAUAGACUGACAUAAGGAAAUAGGGUUAAAAUAGAGAGAUGUUGUAUCGCUAUCCACAUACUCUCUUAUAAUGAAUUGAUUUGAUAAACUUUGUUGUAGCUUUGACAUGUAAAUUUGAGAGCAUAGCUCAGUAUACAGAAGUGACGACUAACUUUUUACUACUACUUACCGACCCAAAUAGUUAGAUCGCCGAAAUAGCAGCCUAUGGCCGGAUAAAAUCCGUGUCAAUUUUGGCAUCUGGUAGAAUGUAGGAGAGAAGUGACAAAUCGAAGACGGCUAAUGUAUACACACAUAUGAAUAUAUGUGCAGCACAAGAGCAUUAUACUUAAUCUAUUUUAGUUUAAUUGAAAAAACUAUUUAUUAUGUUUUUAUAGCAAUUAGUUCUAUGAAAAAAUGGUAAUGCCAAAAAGUUGCUUAUAAAAAUUACAAUGAAAGCAAUUAUUUUAACGAAAUAUGAAAUGCAUACAAAAAUAUACUUGUAUAACUUAAAGUAUAUUAGCUUAGUAUUAAGUAUAUUCUGCAAAUUUUAUGUUAAAAAUGUAUGUAAAGAUAAUGUAGAGAAUAUACUAUUCAAUAGUUGCACUUUUCCUGUCUCAUGUGAUAUGCUUUUCUAAAAGCGUUUGUAAUCAAACUAUAAUCAUGUAUAUAAAUAUAUAAGUACACAUACACGCACACAAUCGCAGUCCUAAUAGUAUAAUAUUCUCCAAUAUACAUACAUAUUGUACAACAGUGUAGCAUGAUUAUACUUUCCCGUUAUUUAAUUUUCCAAUAAACCUCUCACCCAAUUUUGUAUGUCUGUUGAAUUGUUAGUGUCUUUUAUGUUAUUCUUGUUUUUCAAAAUAAUAUACAUAUGUAUUUUUUAAUCACUUAAGACAUCCCUAUAAACAGGCUUUUAGCUUAGAUUUAUACUACUUACUUUUACAAAACACUUCAAGUAUACCUUAAUGCAUUCAAGUCUUGUGUAUCAGCAAAAAAUAAUAAUAAAUAGUCAGACAAAAUCACAAGUACUCGGUACACUUAAGGCAUGGCUAUGAGUUGUCAAUAAUGAUAAUAAGAAAUGAAUUUUAAUGAAAGUCUGUGAUGAAAGAAACGAUUAAAAUAAUGAUGAAAAUAAAUUUAUCCUAAUAUUAAGUGCAUCAAAUUCGCAAAGUAAUAAUGUUAAAAUAAAAAUGAGUAAAAAAGCUAUGUUUAAUAGAAAGUUACGUUUUGCAAUAAUCUACAAUACUAACACACAUGUUUGUUUAAAUAUCUACAUUAGUAGAUUAUUAAAGGUAUUAAACAAUGUACAUAUACAUUUAAAUGUUAAAUGUUACAAAUUACUAAAUUAUAAAACAAAGAAAAACAAAAACAAAACAAUAUUAAUAUUAUAUUGUGAUUUCUCAAUUAAAUUUAAAACACAUUUACCCCGAAAAUCUGUAUACAUUAGGUUGUUUGUUAUUUAACAAGUUGAUUUUUGUUCUUGCAAACGCGCCCUCAAGUUUCAGUUUUUGUCCUAAGCAAUAGAACCAUUCUCUGACCAAUGAAUACAACUUUUAAAAUAACCUAUUUUUUAGGAGAAACAUGAAAAUAAAUAUAUAACGAUUAUUCUGUGAGAUUAAAGUUAUACGCAGCUAAAGUUAUGCUUCAAAUGUACUACACUAAUAUAGUACACCAUGUCGUAUGAGCAACACAUAAUUUAACCUAUAAAUUGCUAGUAUGAAUGCUCAGUUCAAUUCAUGCAUAACUUUGAAUGCGUGUAGUUUUUUUUUUAAUUUAUUUAUGAAAAAAUCAAUAAGACCUUUUUCGUUGAGCGCAAAAUUUUGUAUUGAAAUUGGAGUAUACGAUUUUUUUGAAAUUUUGGUAUUUACUUUUUUUUUAAUGGAAAAAAAUCCCUUAUUGUACACACGGGAAAAGAAAUAUGAUUUUAGUCAUGGUUUAAAUAGAAAAAAAAAGUUUCUUACAAUGAAUUCCUGUUUUUAGGGCGAAUAAAUGUAAAUUCAAAGGGAGCUUCAUAAAAAAAUCAACUUGGGAGAUAACAUGCAGCCUAGAAUACAUAAUACAUACACACUUACAUAUAUAAGUAUAUGUAAAAUUACAUAAGUACAAUGUUGUAAAUUCAACAAAAAAAUUAAAUUAGUAACUCCUAUACAUACGUACAUACACAUUUUAUUAUAAUUCUGUAACACAUAAAAACGUAUACAAUAAAUAAGUAUUAACAAUUUCGGCUUGAAAAUGAAAAUAUACAGUGUGAGGGGGUGUGGGGGGGAAAAAUGCUUAAUGUGCGUCAAAACUAAAGCACGUAACUUAAUAUAUUACUACCGCACGAAAUAUAUAAUUCAGAAAGUUGUCAAAAUAUUUGUUUCUGUGUUAAAAAGAAGUGCGAAUUGAGUUUCAAUAACGGUCAAAUUUCCAAAAAUAUUGUUAUUUAUAUUUCACGUUCACUCCAAUUUUACUUCUAGCUGCUAUGCAUUUUUUUUAGAAAUAUGUAUGUAUGUAUAUACAGAUAUUCCGCGUACUCUAGUUUUGACGCUAUAUAGUAUGCGUAAUGUUGAAAUAUUGAUUUCUAUACCAAAUCUGGCGCUUAAAAACUUGUCGUUACUUUCAACUAUAACGACACAAUUUUCUUUAUAAUUGUUCGCUCAAGGCUAAUCGAGAAAUUAGUAUUUAAAAUUUAUUACUGCUAUUCUAAAUAUGUAUGACUUUUACAAGAGUUUCUUUAGAGCAAAAAACAUACCAUAUGCAUACAUACCACGUAAAAAUGCUAUAGAAAAAUUAAUAACUGCAAGCUAUAAAUAUUCAAAAUUAGACUUUUCAGUAACCAAAACAGCAAAAAUUGAAAAAAAAACACAAAUGUGAAAUAAAAUAUAAAAAUCGCCAAAAGUAAUGAAUAGUUUUUUUUU
Bactrocera dorsalis (oriental fruit fly) is the source of this 9860-nucleotide messenger RNA. RefSeq lists its product as uncharacterized. The transcript has 9 exons. Gene Ontology annotation, cellular component: chromatin; histone methyltransferase complex; nucleus. Gene Ontology annotation, biological process: intein-mediated protein splicing; regulation of transcription by RNA polymerase II; negative regulation of cell cycle. NCBI's taxonomy places the organism in Eukaryota, Metazoa, Arthropoda, Insecta, Diptera, Tephritidae. The record is from RefSeq and is a predicted model, not a curated record. Gene Ontology annotation, molecular function: Y-form DNA binding; chromatin binding; ATP binding. The coding region runs from base 168 to 5087 and encodes 1639 amino acids.